This is a messenger RNA of Epinephelus fuscoguttatus (brown-marbled grouper), 14167 nucleotides long. RefSeq names its product ring finger protein 165a (gene ark2ca). Gene Ontology annotation, molecular function: zinc ion binding; ubiquitin protein ligase activity. The coding region runs from base 7967 to 9046 and encodes 359 amino acids. NCBI's taxonomy places the organism in Eukaryota, Metazoa, Chordata, Actinopteri, Perciformes, Serranidae. The record is from RefSeq and is a predicted model, not a curated record. The transcript has 8 exons.
GAUUAAUAUGUCAUUUUAAUCCCUUUAAAAACACUCCAGUGAUAGACAUGCCAAAAUCUUAAUGAACAGCUGGGACAAAAUCUUAGAGGGUCUCUCACAGGAAACCAGCACUACCAAGAUUACCUUAUGAUGAGGACUGCUUGCUUCAGUCAUGUAGGGGCAGGCUGUCCAAAACACAGACAGCCCCGCCCCGGCGCUCACCCCAUUGGUGGAGCAGGGUGCCAAAGCUGGAGGGUCCUGAUCGGAGGGGUCCAGUGAUUGGCUGCUCGGGUCUGUGUGUGCUCGCAGCGCAGCCUGUCCGUUUGAAUGUGCUCGGGACUGGAGAGGGUAUCAUUUCCAUGGACCAUCUGUCUCACUGGCUACACACACAACAAAGAAGGACCCAGGAUGGUGUUAGUACAUGUUGGAUAUCUGGUUCUCCCCGUCUUCGGCUCAGUUAGAAAUAGAGUAUCGAGGCUGGCUCUACAUUCCGCAUUUCUCAGACCUUUGUCCCCCUCCAUUGUGUAGCUAACGAUCAUCUGCUGCUGUCUGCCGUAGCCUCUGCCUGUUCUCUGCAUCUAGCUGUAUUGUGAACCCCUUCUUCCUCAUUUCCUCUUUCCAUCUGAAGACGACAUUGGCAUUAAAACCGAGUUCCCACUCAUACCGUAUCCUUCUGUGUAACAGACUAAAGAAUAACACCUUCUGUAGAAAACAGUUUGUCUUUAUUUAAACUGUCAUGUUGCUCUUCAGUGAAUAACCCAUUGUAGCAUUAGACUUUACUACAAACUGUCAUUGUGAUUCUCCCAUUCAGUGUGGAUAGACUACAUUCUGCUGUAAAUUUCUGUAAAGUGGAUACAUUUUGAUCCUCCCCGAUUCGAUUACAGCCAGGCUUGAUCGAACUCUUUCAAUUUUGUCUCCAUCCCCCUAUUUGCAAAGGUGCAUUGUACCAGUUUUUGUAAUCACUAAAGCCUUUGUAUGAUCACCUUUUUCUAAAUAAUCACCACCAAUAAUCUUUUUAUCCUAACGUGCACCAAUUGGCCGAUACCUGUAGUGCUAAAAUCAUUUGUGUGAUGCUAUUUCCACUUUUGAUGGUCCACUGCACCUGUUCUAGUGGCGUCCAAACGGCUGGUCAUAAUCCUAUCCAUGUGUGAAAGCCUUUGUUCCUGCUAGCUGAAUUGAUUUUGUCAGUCACAAUAAAUUGGCGAGACUCUCAGGUCUAACUCAUCUUGCCAUUUGAAAAUCCCCCACUAUCAUGCACAGCCCCCCCAAUCAAGUCUUUUCCUCAGACACCUCCAGAAUGCUAUCCAUUUUACAGGGAUGUGUAUAUCCUGCACUGCUGUAGAACUCCUUUUAGAAUGAAAAUGUCUUUUAUUCUUUGGUUGUGGUUUUCUACCUUAUGUUCUUGUAUUAGAUCCUAAUGCAUGGUCAUUUUAUACUUUUGUUUUUCCACAUUGAACAGCAGAUUCCAAUGUAAACUUUGUGUAGAGAUGUCCCUGCUAUACUGAAAUGUGCUGUAAGCAUACACAUCUACUCAUUGGAUGCUGCUUCUGUUCUGUUAACCCUACAGAGAGCAUGGUCGGGCCUUGCCUUUGGUCUUUAUUUGCAUGGUAUUAUUAUGGUUAUGUAGGAUAUAUUACUCUUAUUAUUACUAUUAUCACACAGUGCCACACAUAACUAAUAUUUUCCAAUAAAGACUGUAGUUUUCUUUCUAACCUUCAGUGUGCUUUUUGCUGAUUUCCAUGUGGUCCUCCCCUCCUCCCUCCACACUGUGCUGUCACUGAGACGGUCCCCUCACUCUUAAUGUGCUCUCAUUUCUCAGCUGUCUUUGACAGAAUUUCUUCAAGUUGCUGCUCUGCUUACUUUGGAGUAGGGGCAACCAAAUUUUCUAUCCAUAUGAAAAAAAAAGAAGCAUGUUUAUACUGAAACACACCGGCAUUGAUUUUUAAUGUUACAUACUGUCAUUCACUCCUUAUCCAACAAAACACAGCCUCCCUCACAUCCACUCAUUGGUGUUCAUUGGUGAUGAGUUAGCAUUGAAACAACUUUGGGCGAAAUGGAUACAAUUCUCUGUCUAGGUAUACAUUAUUUUGUAUUUUGAUGAAAAUAUAUAUGGUGACACUCAAUUUUCUGUUAAAAAUCAACAACUACAAUGUACGUCUUUGGCUAAUCCAGCAAAAAUCAUAUAAAAAUCCAUAAAGAACUUGAUUUGCAGCAUUGCCUAAAAUGGCCUGAUACACCCAAAGAUAUGUAACUGUACACAACGGUAUAAACACUAUUGUAAAUGGAUGGUCUCAUGGUAAAUAUCAUGAUAUCAUCCAACUCUGCCUCGAGGUAUUGACUGCUUGGUAUUUUAACACAAAGACCUUUGAUAUCUCCUCGUCCCUUAAGUACUGGAUUACAUACUUCAGUAGAUUGCUUAGUUGUUUUAUUAAAGGAAAAAUUCAACAUUUUGGGAAAUACUCUUAUUCUCUCUCAAGCAGAGAAUUAGUUGAGUAGAUCGACACCUCUCAUGUCUUAGGGUAGCAGGAUAGCUUAGCUUAGCACAAAGAUAGGAAACAGGAAGAAACAGCAAGACCAGCUCUGUCAAACGGUAACUAAAUCCACCUACCAGCACCUCUAAAGCUCACUAAUUUACUAAUUUACAGUAUUUUGUUUGUUUAUUGCAAUAACUGUCUAUAAAGAUGGACAACACAUCUCCACUUUCUCCCACUGUACAAUAAUGAAGUCAAAAUAUUCCAGAUAUGGGCACUGCCAUCUUGGAGCUCGAGUCUUGCACAGUUGCGAUCUCUGGGGUGUCGAGUUCUCGUCGUCCAACCAAUUGCAAGCACACAGAUUCGGUCAGCCAUUCAGUCAGUCGUGACUUCACAUCCUCUUUUUAUAGACCAAACUUACCAGAAAAGUGAACAGUUGAAAAUACAUUAGUGUGAUAAGAACUACCUAAAAAGACAGAGACCAUCUUUUGGGAAAACUUAAUUUGAUGCGUGCUGUCAUUUUUAGUUUGGCCCAUGUCCCAUCCGCUAAGGGGGCAGGUUUUAUGACCUAUACUACAGCCAGCCACCAGUCAAGAUGUUUUGACUUCACUUUUGGGCAGACCCCCAGGAUGCGCACUGGGCUUUAAAGGCAAUUCAUAGCAACCAAACAGUGGCAUUACAAUGUCUGUGAUGCACUUGGGCCCAAAAAGACUGUCUGACAUAGACUUAAUUGUGAAAGAGACAUCUGUAAAUCAGUGGGUAGCCUACUUUUUUUUUUGAACGCCACAACCCCUGCGAAAUGAUUCUUCCUCUAUCGGAAUUUAAUCCAUUUGGUUCAAUAACAUCUUGAAAGUCUAGAAGAGCUGCAUGGUUAAAUACUUUGAUCCCCAUUCAAGUUAACAGAGGGCUUAACAUGAUGUUAGCAGCUUGGCUUGUGAAAGUCUGUUGUGCACUUGCUCUGUGGGCCCAGUGAUGCAGAUGAUCUGGAUAAUUUCACAUCUGGGAAGUCGAACUUUUUGGCUUCAUGCGCCACUGAGCAACUUUCAUACAAAUGAACAAAGCUCAGCCAUCAACACUGUAUCAGUUCUCUUUAUCCACCAUAUUUUGGGGAGCUGUCAUGUCGCCCAUCUUCAUUUUACAGUCUAUGGUUUAGUUCUUUAAAAAAAGUAAAUUAGCAGUUGUACAGAGGGGUUAUGUGACAAACUAUUUAUUGGCUGUGAAAUAGUCCUCAAGAAAUAGUCUGGCACAUAACCCACCAUCAUUUUUCUAUUAAUUUAACAAGGAGAGAUAACCUGACAGAUAUAAGAGUGGUAUCCAUCUUCUCAUCUAAAUCUCUCUCAUUAACAGUCUCCAAAUAUGAAGCAUAAUUAGAAAUCAAUUUGGCUCAAUCACCGAAUGGCAACUGUGUCAUCUUUAAAGUGUUUUAUCUUUGUAUGUAGCGUUGUGAAAAUACUGGCCUCUUUCAUAAAGUCCUCUUCUCAUUAUUAGUAGAACAGACCUUGACACAGUUAUACACAUAAAAUCACAGAAAGAACACGUCGCCACUCACGGUUUUAAAAAUAAAUUUCUACAGUUAUACAGUCGUGCCUUUGUUGCUAUUGUUAAAUUGAAGGCCUUUUGUAAAUGAAUAAUAGCAAGACACUUUUAUAACAAAAGUUCUGGAUGUUUCUAUUGAAUCUAGAAAAUAAUUAGCUUCUUAAAUCCUUAUUUUUCCUGUGUUUAUGUGGUCUUGGUUUAAGAGUUGCUCUCACUCUAACUUUAAAAGUGGGUAAACUGGUUACAACACAGUGCAGGCAACGAUGUCAUUAAUUGCAAGUAUUACAUUGCACAUUUGAAAUAUAAACUCAGUCAUUUAAAUAGUUUCAGAGUCUGGGACUUCUUUCUGUCAUGUUCCAACCACUUGAGCCUUACAUCUGUUCACAGUGUCUGAAAUAGUCGGAGUUAUUUAUGUGCUGACACAAGGUGUGUCUGAGACCCAGCCAUAUGCGCAUGGCAACUUUCUUCAGCGACUCCAGCAGCAGACCUUUAAAUAACUCAACAGCUUUAAUGCACAAGUUCUUUGACAGUAGCUGCACUGGUAAAGACCACAUUAAUAUCAGAUGCUUUGUCUUCCACCCCGUGCCCAACCUGUCCUUGUUUGACUCAUGUGUAGCAUCAAGGUCAGUAUGCUGUGUGCAAGCAUGUGUCAUGUGGAGCCGGUUGUAUGCAGACUUUCACUCCAGCUGUGAAACAAUCUGAUUUCACUCAUUAGUCCCUCAUUCUGAGGGUGAGCAUGCCAAUCACUGAUAUCAGCAGGUGUGGUGAUGAUGGGCUUCAAUGAAAAACUGCAUACACAAGACUCUCAGCGUCACAUGACAGAAGACCACCACACCAGCAUUGAGACAGGAUUAUGUUAGAGGGGAGGUGUGAUUGUAAAGCUGCAGUGAUGGAAGCAGGAGGGGUUGGAGAGAGGGAGAGAGAGAGACAGGUUCGAUGUCAGACUGCUGCAGUCGCGGCUGGGCAGGGCUUACGGGCUGUCACUCACGCAGGGACACCAUGCCGCAGCCACACCGUGGGGGAGGGGCUGCCUGUGCAGCAGCUCAGGGGUGAAAAGAGGUGGAUGGGAGUGUAUGAGCGUGUGUGCUUUAUGCGUGUGUAGAUGGGUGGGGGUCUGUUCUGCACCAAUCAGGCAUUUUAUGUCUGCGAGUCAAAGUCGAAGCAGAGACAUAACAAUAACAACAUCAGGGCUGUUACUGCAAUAUGUCAAAUAUUAAUGUCAGGGAUUCAUGCUGGGAAAGACAAUUUUAUAUUUACUCUGAGCUUCACAUCGAGUCCAGUCAUGCCGGGUCACAGGCUUCAUACAAAAGUGAUGCACAGCCUUUAACCAAUCCAAACCAGCGGUCUGCCAUUUCUGCUCUACUUCCUCAGCCAAAUGUUGUUUUCAGAUUGCUCAUGGCUCUCAAGGUUCACUGGCUUCCCAUGUCCCGAGGCUAUAUGCAACGAAGCGAAACAGCAGCCAUGCAUGUAUGUCAUUUUAGCAAUAAUUGAGGAAUGGUUUGACAUUUUGGGAAAUUUGGCUUCUAGUGGAGAGUGUGAUGAGACGAUUAAUACCACUCUCACAUUUCACAGUGAAGCUUAGCACAAAGACUAGAAACAGCCAGCAUGGUUCUACAUCACAAAGUUACAGCUUUGCUUUUCUUUUUUAAUUACAUACAAAAAAACUACCCAGACUACUUCCUGGCUUGGACCAGUAACUUCUAGGAGUCCCUGCUGGUAACUGCUCAAGAAAUUGUCUGCCACAGAACAUCUAUGAAAUGACAGAUUAUUGUUUUGACACUUUGGUUUUACAUAUUAAACAAACAAAUAAAACACGUUAAAUAAUAAGCUUUAAAUGUGCUGGUCGGCAUACUCUAUAAUCAAGGGGUGUUUCCAAUCUUUAUGCUAUGUUAAGCUAACCAGCUGCUGUCUACACCCGGCAGCCGGUUAGCUUAGCUGGUAAAAUAGAUUAGAGAGUGGUAUUGCUGUCCUUCUCUCUUGCGUCAGCUCUGGACAUUUCGGGGUGACAUGUUAAUUUACCCUUGUUAAAUCCGUCAUCUCUUUUCAAAAUAAACUUCAGUUUUCACAGGAAACAUACUGUUUUCUGCUCGUUGAAUGCAUACCAUCUCUUUUCAACAUUAACCUAGAACGUAGGUACAAAAGUUCAGUUUUAAAUUUUACUUCCUUAAGUUAAGCAACAAAAGCAUGUGGUUAAAUUCAGAAUAAAACAUCGUAGUUUGACUUAUAAAUAUGUGGGUUUGUUUCAAACAUAAUUUAGCAUAACAUGACAUACAUCAUAUAUAUGUCAAAUAGCAUAGUAUAGCAUAUUAUGGUACAUAUAUAUCUAUAUAUAUAUCUAUAUAUAUAUACACGUAUAUAUACGUAUAUAUAUGCGAACACACUAUGUUAGAAUAACUUGAUUUUCGGUUUCAAACAAUGAACAAACAGCGGCCUCCUGAGUGAAAGUCCGGAGUUUGUUUGACCCAUUCACCUCACCUCCUACUAGCCCUAUGCAAACCUUCUUGCUCUUUAUAUAACUGUUGAUGCCCAGUGUCAAAAAAUGCCGCUGCCCAGUGCGUGUCAUUCUGCCCCUGAAGGGUGUCUCAGUGCAUCAAUGUCUGACACCAAGAGCCACUGACCAAGCAUUGGUAUUGGAGAAGUUGGGAAUGAUACUACGUUGAAAUCUCAACUCAGUGCAGACUAUUUUAAACAAUGCACUAUUUGGAUGGAGACGGACAGUAUUUUGUGUAUCGCUCCAGAAAAGGGGCAGAAGUUAGCAUCUCCAGCUGGAGCUGAUACAUACCCAUGACAAUUGCAGAGUCAUUUAUCCCGGAGGGCUGCUGUUGUCAAUCUUUCCAGUUAAAUACAAAAGCCAAAUGUUAGCAGGUGUUAAUGGGUUAUUUGUGCAGUGGGAAAUGAGCUUCAGAGAGAGAAAGCAAACAAGCACAUUCCCAAAAUGUUGUACUAUUCCUUUAGAUUAAUAAAUAUAUUAAAACGUCAUCCAUUGAAAGUAUAUUGUGGGAUUUUGCAUUCACAUAAAAUGUUGCAGACUUGAAAAUUUGUAAAUUAGAUCUCAGCUCAGUGAACUAUAUAGUGUUAAUUAGAUUUGUCAGCAAUUGCUAAAUAUAUCACAAACCAUUAACUACCAUCCAAAUCAUCUCCUCUUCUUAUUAGACAUACUUUGUCACUCCAUAUCACUGUUUAUCAAGUUUUAAUCUGCCUGACUCAGCUUGAAACCACUGACAGAGCAGUAGAUGAGACAAUUAUGUCUUCCAACCAUGCAAACGCGCAAUACUCCGUUACUUAAUUAUACACAGUGCACAGUCCAUCCUCCGGACCCCACUGUCUGCUUCCUGUUCCAGAAGGCUAGAAAGCCGUAAUGGGCAGUUGAAGAAGUAAUUGUUUGUUCCCACCUCAUCCUCCUCCCGGCCCUCCUCUCUCCGAGCUCAGAGUAAUUUGUAUUGAUUGUUUUGUGCAACCUGAUACCGAGGUGAUUCAGUGGGACUACCACACAAUCUCAUGCCUCCUCCAUCUCUGAUAGGAUGGGUGGAGGAAGGUAGAAAUGGAGGCAGAUAAUCUUUUGAGCCCACCUCAGUUGCUGUGCAGGGUUAUAAUGAGAAAUCUACAGUUGUGUAUUUGUUCCAUGGAACGGCAGACGUAAUACAGAGCCUGAAUCUUUUAAAUUGACUAGCAGUGGACCGCAGACAUCCCUCAGUGCUGUAGAUCUUCUUGGAAACACACCAGGCUGUUAGUGAAGAUCCAUCCUUCCUGCUGGCUGCACUGUGGCAAGUGGAGAGGCAGGCCAUCGGGUGCAAUCUGUGUGUGGGUUUAGAUGGUGCUCCACAGGGGGUCUCAAUGUCUGUGUCCUCCAUCUGCUGUUUUGUCUGUCUUGUCUUGUCUCUUCCUGUGUCUCUCCUAUUUUCUAAAUGUCUCUGUGUGAUUGGUUGUUAAAUGUGUUUGUGUGUGUGUGAGAAAGCCAAAAAGUGCUUGUUUCUGCAAUUAUGUGCGUCAGUAUGUACUCUCCAUUGGUUUGUCUGGGUCUCUCUGUGGUGCCUGUUUGGAUGAUGAGGCUCAGCCCUGAUCACUUGCAUUUCCUCUCCAUAGGAGCACACUUCACCAGGCAUCAACACAGCCAUGCUACCUCCUGCCGACACUUUCACCUGGGCGCACCCCAAGCGCCCAUCUCAGCAGAGUUCCCUCUAGGACACGCCAGCCAGCCGCCUCAGACCGGCUUGGCCACCCACCUGCCCCCGGCACACCACCCGCCCCUCACUGCCCUGCCUGCACCCCCUCAGUUCCAGGAUGUGCCGGGUCCUCCAUUCCUACCUCAGGCCUUACACCAGCAAUACCUCAUCCAGCAGCAGCUUCUUGAAGCGCAGCACCGCAGGAUUCUCCCGCACUCCAGAAGAACCCAGGAGCGUAUACCCCUGAACCCUCACCGACUGCGCUCAGGCUAUGAGUACUCCCCUCCCCUCCAUGUUCCUCAGCCAAUGACACAGCAGCAGCGGUACCUGGCCGAAGGCACCGACUGGGAUCUCAGCGUUGAUGCUGGCCUCCCUCACCACCAGUACCAGCUCCAGCAGCUUCCGCAGCACUAUCAGCAUUACCUGGCCUCCCCUCGAAUGCACCACUUCCCCAGGAACACAUCCUCUGCACAAGUGGUUGUGCAUGAAAUCAGAAACUACCCGUACCCACAGCUGCACCUGUUGGCACUGCAAAGUCUGAAUCCUUCGAGGCACGCCACCGCUGUGAGAGAAAGUUAUGAGGAGCUGUUGCAACUGGAGGACCGGCUGGGGAGUGUCAGCAGAGGAGCUGUUCAGACAACCAUAGAGAGAUUCACCUUUCCACAUAAAUACAAGAAGAGAAAGCCCCUGCAGCUGAAGAUUGGGGAGGAGGAGGAAACGGAUGUGGAUGAGAAAUGUACCAUCUGUUUGUCAAUGCUGGAAGACGGAGAGGACGUCAGGAGAUUGCCCUGCAUGCACCUCUUCCACCAGGGCUGCGUGGACCAGUGGCUGGCCACCAGCAGGAAGUGUCCGAUCUGUCGGGUUGACAUCGAAACACAGCUGAACCCUGACAGCUGAUGAGAUUUCAGCGCCCCUCUCCCCUCCUUGUCAAUCACCCUCGUGUGGUUCCUGCUUUCUUCCACCCCGGCUUGCCGGCCCUCCUCCUCCUCCUCCCCCCUGUUGGGUGCUUUGCCAAAUGUCUCCAGACUUCAUGUGACAUCACCACCCUUCUGACUCACGCUUUACUGAGCCAAGCCAGGAUAACUAACUGCACGAGAGGCCGCAGAGGACUCUCUUUAUAUAGAAGCACAUCCCUCUGGAGGCAAAAGACACGCAGACACACACACAUACUCAUGUACACAGGGUUUACUUGUAGCUUGCUGGUCGUAAGUGGGGUGUUGUUGCUGUUGUGGUGUUGUACUGUAGGUAGCCCCGGGCUGUGUAGCAUGUCCUCAAAGCCAUGACUUAAUGUCCUGAGAGUGGAAAACACAUAACCCCACACUGAGCUGGCUACUUUCUCUCUCUUCUUCUCUCUCUUUCUCUCUUUCUAUAUAUAUAAAUAUAUAUAUUUCUCUCUUUACCAACACACUUCAAUCAAAGUGAAUAUUCUGCCACACAAGAAAGCUUAACAAAUGCUCUGAUGCCAUGUUUACCUAAAGAUCAUUUGUGGUCGUAGUAGAGUAGCAGUAACCAACAAGUGAUAUCUGGUGCGCUGUUGCUUCCUUGGGCGCACAAGCACCAGCUAGCUGAGUGUUUUAAUUCUAUCAUGCAGCUUUGACAUUUUGCAAUACAGUUGUACAUUUACCUUGGGUUGGUGUCAUGUGAGAUGGUGUUGUGUGAGUAGGUCUCUUUCACUGCCGUGGGAAAACCGAGCCCAGUGACUGAGUUGUUGUGUGUUUUAAAAUCUACAAAAAAAAAAUAGGUAGAAAGUGUUUUUUACCAAAAUGCAUUUUUGUCACGGUGUAGCUUGAACCUGAUGCACAGGUUCACAUGUGUGUGUGUGCUCUGCCCUGCUGUGUGUGACUUCAAGAAUGUGUCUAACAAAUGUGUGGAUGUUCAAAGAGUGCAAAUGUGAGUGUGUUUCAAGGGUUCGAGGCAACAACUAGACGUUAAAUCGCUGUAGGUUAACAGCAUGGCCACUGGAGCGCUUAUACAACAUGAAGCCAAAAAAAAAAAUAGGGAUGAUAAAAGGAAACUAUCAUGCACUGCAGAGUGAGGUGGGAGGAAGACUUAGCUGCCCUCGUACCUGUACCUUCAUCUGGCGCAGGGCCAGUGGCAGAACAGUGUGUACUAAACUUGCAUGUUUCAUCGUCAACUUGGGCUGUUAGCUCCAGUAGCGUUUCUUCAAUAUUAAAAGGUACAGAGAUGGCUUUGCAUGACUUAGUUAAUCUGAGCUGUGACUAUCUUCUCAACACAACAAACAAACAAAAAAAAGUGUCAGUGGCUGCUCCCCUGACUUGUAGCGUGUGUUCAUCCUGUCCCCUUUGGUGGCAACGAUGGGAUCCUCUUCUUGAUGUUUACCUUAUUGCCUAAAGAACAAGCACAUGUGACGAUAGUUAUAGCAACAAAAGGUUUUUUCCUUGGUAUUGCAUUUGCGUUGGUUUAUAUAUAGGUAUAGAUUCAUGCAGUGUUUCAGCAGAGAGAGGAGCUUGCGUAUUGAUCUUGUGUAUUCGUGUGACAGACCUCCCCUCGUGGUUGCUAUGCUGGUUGCUAUGCUGUAUUGCUAGAACAUGUAGAACGUGGUGAGACGGAGGCAGCCUCCCUCUCGCAGUGCACACAGACAUGAGACGACACAACAGCAGGAAAACAUUCAGGCUGUUAACACUUGCUCUGACUGGUUUUCACUUCUCCAUUUUCUUUUUUACCCUUUGUGUUGUUUCUGUUCAACAGGAUGCCUUUAGGACCCUCUCUGUCCUACGCACUGUGAUAGAAAAGGAUAAGCCCAGAGACUCUUUAAGCCUUGUGGGUUGAGGAUCAAUUAACUCGGAUUACUUUCUCCCUGUCUUGUGCACUGCCAGUGUCGACACUGCCUCCUCCUGUAGUGGAGUCAUCCGUGAUGAAGUUUUCAUAGUUUACACAGGGUGUUGUCAGUUGAGAUGCCUUAAGUAUUUAACAAUCAUAAUUUAUUACUAACUGUAGAUAUUGUUGGUAUGUAUUUAAUUUUAUAUAGUUUUUUUUGGGAGGGGUGGGAGGGGGGUGACUGAAUCAUAAUUUAUUUAUUUAGAAAUAACACAAAAAUGCUAUGAAAAAAACUAUUACCUCAUUUUUGCAUUGUUUUAAAUGGGAAUGCUUUGCAUGCAGUUGUACUUUUUGGAACACUAAAGUCUAUGAAAAAAAAGAGCCCUGCUGUUUGAUCUCCACAAGCUGGCUGUGCGAUGUUUACUGUCCAAGGCUGAGCUACUGAGCCCGCUCUCUGUCUUUCUCUUUCUCUUUCUGGCUCAAUCCCAAUACACCUCUUGCCCUGACCACUUAGCUCUACUCCUCCACGUAAAGGGGUAGGGUGUCCUGUUUCUUGUUGAGGUAGAGGGGUAGGGUAAAGUGUAAAAGGCCCAGACACACCAGACUGACGUCGGUAGUCUGUAUUCAUCAUUCAAAAAGGGAACCCGAAAGACCAACAGGAGAGAUUCAAGAUGCUAAUUAGCCAGUUAGCACAUUAAAGACACUACCCCAUGUCGAAAGAACAAAUUAUUAUACAAUGCACCAGUGAAAAAUAACACAAACAAUUACAAAUUGUAUCUGCUAAGGAGCUCAAUGGCUAAAAAUUAUCUUACCUUACUUAACAAGUUGGUUUUGAUCUCACACCCUCUUGACUUAAGUAAUUUGUUUACUUUCCUCACUUCUGUUAAACUCUUCUUGUGCACUGAGUCUAACUGCCAAUCAGAGUGAUUUCAUAAACCGAUGGUCUUCGCUGUCUCUGACGCAGAUUCAACAUUCUGAAUCGGCUGAAAAGAAACCAACAAGGGCUGACUAGUGCCAACAGUGUGGGGCACACCGCAAAAACAAGGGGGCAGAUGCUCACUGACGGCCAGAUGUUGCCCAACAGUGGACUGUCAGUUUGGUGUGUCGGGGCCCUAAGGGCUACAUGGUCCUCCAAAUGGAGGUUUUUCAGAAGCACACUCCAAACCACGAUAUUACAAAUCAUUGGCAAAAUGGCUGUAUGAGCAACCAAACAAACUCACACAUAUAUUUUCUUCAUUAAUGAAGAUUUGAAAAUGACAGUAACUAUUGUAUUAUCUUAGUUUAAUGUUGCUUUGAUGUAUUAUGGUCCUUGUCUGUAUAACAAGCAUAAAAUAAGUCAUUCGUAGCAUUCGCUGAUGUGUCGGUAGCUGACUAGCUAGCUAGCUAAUGUUACGUUGUUAUUGCUGAUUUGUGCAUGACUGUCUUGCAUUCUGACAUAUUUCCAUGUCUCAUCCCCCCCUUUGAUAGCACAUGAUGCCAUAAAUUUAAUGAAACUCCAGCAGUGAGGUUCCUGCACUUGUUACUGCUCCUCCUGUAUUAAUGCAGGCUGGCAGAAUAGGAGCAAGGGUUGCUAACGUUAGCCUACAGGGCUCUGCUUGUGGCCUGGUAAUGAAGCAGUGUUAUUUUCUAUUUGAUUACUUCUUUAAACAAUUGAUAGCAUGAAACUGAAGUUGUGAGCCAAUUGCAAGCUUCCAUGCUUUUCUGUCUUCAUUUGAUAAAUGACAAAGGUCAUUGUAAUAAAACCGUUAUUGCCAUAGUCACAUCUGUUUACUUAACUGCCAUCAAUGACGAUGCUGACGGCCUAUCAGGGUCUUUAAUGGUUUUCCCAUUAUGAUAGGGGAAGAUUUCAACCAUUACCCCUUGUGACUCUGUUCCGAGGGGCCAAGGGGCUCUUGAAACAAGGUGUAUGGGUAAAAAUAAGAAAUGGGAUUGGGCCUUAGUCUCUAUCUCUCUCUUUCUCUCUCUCAUGUGGUGCUGUGGAUCUUGGUUACAUUCCAUUCAAUGCAAUUUCUCUGAUCCCCCAUGCUGUGAUGUAGUGGACAAACUGCAAUGAAGUGAUUUUUUUUUUGUUUUGCACUCACUUGUUAAAAUAUGGGAACCCUCUCACUGGCAAAAAAAAAGUUAGUUUAGAUAAUUUAAUAUGAACACUAAGGACUCUGGCUUUUAUUUUGUAUGCUCUGCUUCUCACAAUGCACUAUGGGUCUUAAAAACGAUCAUCUGUGAAGCAUGUUCCUUCGCUUUAACUCUUUGUAUCUUUUAAUUUCCAUUUUCUCUGGUGUUUCUCUUCAGUUUGUAGACAUAACAAGUGCCUCGCUUUAAGUGUUAGGAGAUAUUUCCAUGUUACUGAAACCAUUAAUAACAAUCAAUCCAUGAAGCCACCAUGCCUUAUUGGUUGCACAAUUAAUUAAAGAGUGAGUUGUGAAGACAGCAUUUGACAGGUGUCUGCAAAAGCCAUUAUACUCAAAAUUGAAAUCAAACUGUCCAGACUAGCUUUUGGUUUGUAGAACUGGAACAAUACAGAUUGUGGAAAUAGUUCCGACUAUAAAGAGGCAUGUUUCACUGUGGGCUUUACAACAACUUCAGUAAUCCUUCUUUAAUUUUAUCUUCUAUCUCCAAGUCUUCAUUUGUUUUUUUAUUUCACCGUCCAUCUCUCCUCUCAGAAUCUAUCCUCUGUUUCCUUUCACAGUCUUAAAGGAAGGCAAGGAUUUUAAAGCACAACCUUUUCUAAAAAUGCAUGUUUUCUCAGGUUUCAAUAUAGUCUCAAUGGUUUAAUAGUAUAUGGUGAAAAUAUAUACAAAGAAUAUAACAGGAAAAAAAAAUAUUAAUUUUGUUGCUGUUUGAAACUGAAAAACAAAACUGAAGAGAAAAUAUCCCAAAAAGUGCCAGUGAAAGGGCUGCCGCCAUCCUCGUAUGAAACUCUGCUGUUUAGCUGUGACUGCGCAAUGUUUUUCAAUAUAGGAUAUUUUAUCUGAAAAUAGAACUAUUUAUCAUUAAUAUUAAAGCAAUAGCGCAUUAAUGGUGAUGAGUGUGUUGAUGAAGAAAUGGAUGAGCAUAUUAUGGGUAAAUGUUAGAUUCACAUGUGGUGGAAUUUUGUACUUUAUUUAUUAUUAAUACUAAUAAUAAUGAUAAUGAUUUCAAAAGUUGCAUUGCUAAACCCAAACUGUUCUGUUUUGUUUUUUAAUUUUAAUUUUAUUUCAUGGCUUGUAUAUUAUCCUUUUGUAUGUGCUCUUUUUGUAAUAA